AUGUUGAUAACACGAUUGAGACAAUUAUCUCACGAGUUAACACAUCUGCACGAGUCGGUGAUGAAAGACAAAGACUUGCAUUUAGGGCAUCCAAUCGGUGUCUAUAAACUGAUUCAACGGAUGGCCAUUGAAUGGCGUGAAGUGGACGAUAGGGUUAAACCAAAUCGAGACUUAAUUCAAAUAAUCUCUCAAUACAUGCAACAAAUCAACACUAUUCACAAUUAUAGUCUAUCAGAUGCUGUGAGUGGUGUCAUUAAUUUGGUGAAGACAUACAAACUGGACGUAGGACUCAUGAGCACCGGUUUAAUUGAAUACAUGGCCACUUUUGGUGAACACAAAGUGUUUACCCAAACGGACACCUCUAAUAUGUUAACAAGUUUUGAUUGUUUCACAAUUGGGAGACAAUCAUACGAUAGCCAACAAUACAUGGACUCAAUUCAAUGGUUAGAAACAGCUCUUAUGAGGGCCAGCAUUGAAGACAGUGGUGUGUCGAUGGAGUUGAGGGCAGAUAUACUCAAAUACAUGUCGUUAUCCUAUUAUAAACUUAAGGACUACGAAGAAGCCAUUAAUUACAUGAAGGAAUCCAUGAAUAUCACUGUAGACUCGGAUGAUAAUCACUUAAACGAGUUAUCACUGGAGUUAAUGAAUAUAUCCAACGAUUACGAGGAAGAAGAGGAAGAGACACAAAAUGCAAAUCAGGAAUUAGACAAAAACAUUAAAAUUCAUCAGGAGUUGUGUCGAGGCAUUCAACUAUUGAACCAAACACUAGUGUCUCAAUUGAAGUGCUAUCACUUAAACACAUCCGAAAUACCAUUUUUACGGUUAACUCGUAUUAAAGUGGAGGAAAUGUAUAAAAUACCAGACAUUAUAGUUAUCCAUGAAUUCUUGUCCGAGUUUGAAAUAACGCUAAUGAAAGCAUUGUCUGGCAAUAACCUAAACCGGAUGUCAGUGGUGGACAAGGAUACCGGCGCAUACAUCCGGUCCGAUGACCGGUUAGCUGAUGGCAGUUGGCUUAAGGACAGUCAGCAUCCAUUAGUGGCUGCGAUCAGCCGUCGCAUGAGUGCCAUAACGGGUCUCGACAUGAGUACCGCCGAAGAUAUGAAUGUCAUUCGAUACAGUGUUGGCGGCUAUUAUGGACACCAUUACGACUCGUUUCAUAUGAUACCUGGCGGGCCGGUCACUGGUCCGCAACGGAUCGCCACUUGGAUCAGUUACCUGAGCGAUGUGUACGCGGGUGGGGCUACUGUGAGACCCCAGCCUUUGAGCAUAAUAUUCCUUAAGCUGAUUAUGGGUAACGUCUGGGGAGUGAACCGGGAUAUGGUUUGCAGCAUAAAGUGCAUGCCUUCCAACGGCCACAACACACCCGAUAUGACCAGAUAUGGCACGAAUGAGGCCACGCAUAGCAUUAGGGCCGCCUCUUCGGUGCUACUGAUGGCCGAUACGAACAGACCUAUUGAGUGUGCAUUGAUUACGGGUUGUGUACAUACCGUAAGCCAUGCCAGUGGCGCCCUGACCCCGUAUUGGAUGACAAUCUCGGCCACCAGUAUCUCGGGAAUCGUGACGCCGGCCACUAGUGUCCGGUCGAGUAGUCCCUCCUUUCGUUCGGUAACCAUAUUGAGUGCGGUUAAGGCCAUCGACAGUACGUAUGAGACGAUUAUGAUAAAACUCGGUGUCCCGAAGUCGCGGAACAGCGGGUGCGUCGACCCGUACACCGCCUUGAACUCAACCAAUGGCAACAUCGCCUUCGGGUUGGGUUUGACCGACGAGUUACCACCGGUGUUGGCAAUUAUCAUCAGCUGA
Medioppia subpectinata is the source of this 1800-nucleotide messenger RNA. NCBI's taxonomy places the organism in Eukaryota, Metazoa, Arthropoda, Arachnida, Sarcoptiformes, Oppiidae. The record is from the annotation of a GenBank genome assembly.